Dermatophagoides farinae (American house dust mite) is the source of this 3207-nucleotide messenger RNA. NCBI's taxonomy places the organism in Eukaryota, Metazoa, Arthropoda, Arachnida, Sarcoptiformes, Pyroglyphidae. The record is from RefSeq and is a predicted model, not a curated record.
AUCAACAUCAAUCAUCGCAAAAACAUUCACAUCAUCAGCAUCAUCAUAUUCUUCAAUUUAAUAAUUUAAAUCAAGAUGACAUGGAAAUUGCUGUAUUUAGUGAAUUAUCACAUUUAUGUCCAACAAAAGAUGGUCAAGCAUGGCGUGAGAUUGCAAGAUGGGUAAAAUACGAAGAAAAUGUUGAAGCCAAUGGAACAAGAUGGUCUAAACCAUAUGUAUCAACAGUAAAUGUGGCUGCUUUUCAAGAAUUACGUGAUAGUUUUCGUAAUGGUGUUGUUAUAUUUGAUUCACAAUGUCAAUCAUUGGGACAAUUAGUGGAUGAAUUUUGUCGAAUAUUACGACAAAAAAAUCUGGUGACAGCUGAAGAAUCGAAAAACAUAGCCAAUCUAUUGACAUUACAAAAAUUACAUCUUUUUCAAACAAAACGUUCAUUAAUGCGUUCAUUGGCCGAUAUGCGACAACAAUCAUCGAAUAAUUUUCUACGAUUACUUUCCGGUUCCAGCACAAAAAUCAACACAGCUGCUAUAAAUGAAAAUGAAAAUGUCAUCAAUUCACAAUCACGAUCCGAUUCUGAAGAAAAUGUAUCGAACAAUUCGAAAACUGGUUCUGUAGCUAAUCUACAGAAUGGUGGCAAUGGUAAAGAUGGUAAUAAAGAUGAUUACAAGUUUAAUGAUGCUUUUAUGCGUAAAUUACCGGAUAAUGUUGUAUCGAACAAUAUUUUGAUUGCUGAAGUUGAUUUUCUUCAAUCACCAAUUUCUGGAUUUAUUCGUCUGCAAAAUGCCACUGUUUUGGGAAAUAUGACCGAAGUUUCAAUACCCACGAAAUUUAUCUACAUUUAUCUGGGACCGAAAAUGAAUGCCACAACCGGCUUGAAUAAUUAUGAACAAAUUGGCCGUUCAUUGGGCACACUAAUGUCCGAUACUAUAUUUAGACAAGUGGCAUUCAAAACUCAGAACAUCAGUGCAUUGGUUCAAGCAUUAGAGGAUUUUCUACAAGAAUCACCAAUACUGCCACCAAAUCUUUGGGAUCCAUCCACCAGGAUUGAACCACCGGAAAAAACACCGGCUAGUUCAAAUAAAAAUCGUGGCCGUCAAAUGUUACAUGAUUCAGCAUUAUUUCAUCGUGAUUCAUGUCAUAGUUCAAAUGAUGGCAGUGUUAACAACAACAUCAACAAUAAUGAACAUAGUUUUACAUCACAAUCGUAUUAUAAUAAAGCAUUCUUUCUGGAUAAUGGUGAUAAAGUCAUUUCGUUCCGCAAUCAUAAUGAUACAUUUGGAUGUUUUAUUGAUGAUAAAAUCAAUAUGGAUUCCGAUGAUGAAGAAGAAAUGGAACGAAAACAAAUGGGACUUGUACGUUCAGGAAGAUGGUUUGGUGGAUUAAUUAAUGACGUGAAACGAAAAUUCCAUUAUAAAAGUGAUUUUAUGGAUGCACUGUCAAUGCAAUCAGUUGCAUCGAUUGUAUACCUGUAUUUUGCUUGUGUAACACCGAUUAUUACAUUUGGUGGCCUACUUGGUGAUGCUACCGGCAAUAAUGUUGCUACAAUGGAAAGUUUAGUUUGUGGCUGUCUAUGUGGUAUUGUGUAUGGCCUAUUUAGUGGACAACCAUUAACCAUUCUCGGUAGCACUGGACCGGUAUUGGUUUUUGAAACUAUUGUCUUCGAUUUUUGCCGUACUUAUGGAUAUGAUUAUCUGGCCCUACGGUUCUGGAUCGGUAUGUGGACAGCAACAAUCCUAAUGAUAUUUGUUGCAUUUGAUCUUAGCUAUUUUGUAUGCUAUAUUACACGUUUUACGGAAGAAAAUUUUGCAUCACUUAUUUCAGUGAUUUUUAUGUAUAAAUCAAUCGAAAAAUUAUUGAAAAUCAAUCGUGAUUAUCCAAUUCAUCUACAUCCAAAUGAUCCAAUGGAUAAUGAAUGUUUGUGUUUACUCAACCAUGAUAACGCUAACAUAACAAUGCGAUUUGAUGCAAACGUUUCCACUAUCGAUGGUGAUAAUGGUAUACGUAAUAAAUGUUUACAAAUGGGUGGAACACUUUAUGGCAAUGGUUGUCACAAUGCAUAUGUAGCGGAUGUUUUUCUAUUUUCGUUUAUAUUAUUAACAUUCACAUAUAUUUUAUCCAUAAAAUUGAAAUCAUUUACAUCGACAAGAUUUUUCACCACAAAUAUUCGACAAAUGGUUUCAGAUUUUUCCGUUCCAAUCGCUAUUGUUAUAAUGACAGCUGUCGAUAGUCUAACCGGGCUUCCAACACCAAAACUUCAAGUACCAAAUGAUUUUAAGCCAACAUUACCGACAAGAACAUGGCUUGUAUCACCAUUUGCUCAGGCAAAUCCAACAUGGAUGCCAUUCGCAGCAUUCAUACCAGCAACAUUGGCUACAAUAUUGAUUUUUAUGGAUCAACAAAUCACGGCUGUAAUUGUUAAUCGUAAAGAAAAUAAAUUAAAGAAAGGAUGUGGCUAUCAUUUAGACCUGUUCAUAUUAUCCAUAUUGAUCUGUAUUUGUUCAAUAUAUGGUCUACCUUGGUUUGUUGCCGCCACUGUUCUGUCGAUAACACAUGUUAAUUCAUUGCAAAUGGUUUCACAAACCGCUGCACCUGGUGAUCGGCCAAAAUUUCUCGGUGUCCGGGAACAACGUGUUACACAAAUUGUUAUAUUUGUAUUAUGUGGCCUAUCAAUAUUUUUCACACCGAUUCUACAACGUAUUCCUAUGGCCGUACUUUAUGGUGUUUUCUUUUAUAUGGGUGUUUCAUCUUUGCAUGGAUCUCAGUUUAUGGAUCGAAUCGCAAUCAUGUUUAUGCCACAAAAAUAUCAACCCGAUUAUAUGUUCCUAAGACGUGUGAAAAUGUAUCGUGUACACAUGUUCACCAUAAUACAGGUUAUUUGUUUUAUAUUUUUAUGGGUUAUAAAAUCAUCGAAACCGAUCUCGAUUACAUUCCCAUUGAUGUUGGUUGUAAUAUUGGGCAUACGUAAACUACUUGAUUAUGUUUUCACACAAGAAGAGCUGAAAAUAUUGGAUGAUAAAAUGCCCGAAUCGAAACGUAAGAAAAAAGAACGUACAAAAGAACGUUUAUCGGUUAUGAUCAUGAAAAAACAACAACAACAACAGAAUGGUCGAACAGCAGAUAAAAAGGCAAUUUAAUGAGAAACAAAAAGAAGACCAUUAUAAAUGAAAUUUUUUUUUUUUUUAAUUUCACAUUCUUUUUUGGAUUUAUCAU